Diorhabda sublineata is the source of this 2614-nucleotide messenger RNA. RefSeq names its product proton-coupled folate transporter-like. The coding region runs from base 52 to 1569 and encodes 505 amino acids. The record is from RefSeq and is a predicted model, not a curated record. Lineage: Eukaryota; Metazoa; Arthropoda; Insecta; Coleoptera; Chrysomelidae. Gene Ontology annotation, biological process: transmembrane transport. Gene Ontology annotation, cellular component: membrane. Gene Ontology annotation, molecular function: transmembrane transporter activity. The transcript has 7 exons.
AAAUUGAACUACAUUCAGAAUAUCAUCUGUGUGUGCUUAAAUCGACCAGAGAUGGCAUGGAAUAGAUAUCUGGGUGUGGAAGUGAUGCUGCUACUCUGUAGAUUUUCAAUGAUUUUAGAAGGAUCCGUGUAUACGAAUCUGUACAUCUACAGGACUUGUUACGUAAUAUUAGGUUAUAAUCAAUCGGAUUGUGCCCAAUUAGGAAAUGAGGUAAACGAUAUAACCAAAGAUUUGGAACCGAAAGUUCAACCGACCGUAAACAAAAUCAAUAUGGUACAAACAGUCGCUGGUACUUUGUUCCCGAUGAUUUUUAACUUGUUUGUGGGAACGUGGUCCGACAAAUUUGGAAGAAAACCGUUCUUGUUGCUUUGUUUAAUAGGGAUAAUUGUUACGACGACUGGAAAUAUUUUCAUUAUUCAUUUCGAAAACGCUUCGCCUUGGUGGUUUAUAGUGACUUCUUUACCGACUGUUGUCACGGGUGGAUUCGUUACUUUAUUCAUUGUCAUUUCAGCUUAUCUAGUUGAUAGUUCGACCUCCACAAAUAGAGCUACUAGAUUUUCUUUGAUUGAAGUGACAUCUGGAAUAGCCUCGUUCGUUGGAAGUCUUGUAUCGGCGCCUAUUUUAUACGCUACUAGCUACCAAACUAUAUUUAUUAUAGCAGCUGGACUACAACUGACUAGUUUUCUAUAUACUUUACUGUUUAUAUCAGAAACAGUUAAGAAAGAAAACAAUAAUAGAGUGCCGAAAAUUGUAGAGUUAAUAAAAACAGGCGGUAUCAUCGGAAAUAUAAAACAUGCUUUGAGAAAACGCGAAAACAACAUCAGACCAUACCUUCUAAUGAUUGUAGGAGUACCACUGAUAUCAGGAUUUGCGAGUGGACAAGCAUCUGUCAUGAAUCUAUUUUUGAGAGCUAAACAUCAUUGGAAUUUAACCAAAAUUAACACAGUUCACAGUUUCGUAAGUGUUUUGAAUAUAUCUGGUACGCUGGCUGGUACGUUCCUUUUAUAUAAAACGCUGAAAAUGAAAGAGAUGCAUUUGAUUUUGCUGUGCAUGACAACUGCUUCCAUUGGUAAUUUACUAUGGGGUCUGGCCACAAAUGAUUAUUAUAUUUACGCAACUUAUAUCAUCAAUUGUUUCGGCGGGCUCGCGUCAUUGAUGUGGAAAACUCUUCUGUCCUACAUGGUACCACCUGAUGAAAUUGGAAAAAUCUUAGCUCUCGUUACGAUUAUCAACAAUUUAAAUAACUUGCUAUCGAGUUUAGUUUAUACCAACAUUUACAACGCCACUAUUGACACUAAUAGCGGGAUUUUCAACUUUGUUUCGUUUGGUAUUCACGUCGUCGUUCUUAUCAUUAUCCUAUUUAUGUUACGAUUGAAGUUGCCUCGAUACCAAGCGCCUACAGAUGCAAAUGCGGAAAUUGAAAGCGGUCCUAAAGAAGUCACUUCGAAUAAUAACACUACUGAAUCUGUCAAAAAGAAUUCAAAUAGAAGAAGUUUAAGUUUGGAUAUUGCCGUAACGGUUAAUAAUGAAAUUGAAGAAAAUACGAAGAAAUUCAGUUUAAAUUAUUAGUCGAGUUUGAUGUGAAUGUGGUUAGGGUAAUGUAGAUAGUGAUUGAUAGUAAAUUAACCUAACCUAACAUUAUAUAAAGCAUCAAACAAUAUUUAGUUGUUCUUCAGGUUAUCUGAAGAUUAAUCAAAAUCAUUAUAAUCAUAUAUUUUUACCUAAAAAUUAAAAUUAUUAUGGUUUUUGUCGUUUUGGUGGUAUAAACAGUGGUGGAAUCAUGACAUAUUUUACUUUUGACAGAAUAUAUUGUCUAUAAACUCAAAAAAUGUGGAUUCAAGUAAAAAAAUAACCUUUAAUAGUGGUUAUUGACGCAAAAUGUAAGAAAAUAUGUCAGUAUAACUAAUUUUGAAAACUUCCGGUUUUUGUUUAACUGGAUUUUAUCACAAAUUCUCCGUAACACCCUGUAUAGUAUAAUGACAAUAAACUAUUUAUUGGGAAUAGUGGCACGAGUACGAUUUCCGUCACGGUAUUUUGUAAAUCGACUAAAAAUAAGUCGAAAAUGAAGAAUAAAAUUUUUCGAUAUCUCGCUUCGAUUUCGAGAUAUCGAUACUACUUAAUCUAAUCUAACCUAACCUAUACGGGGCUUCGACUUUUAAAGCGUUCGGAAUGUACUUCUUGAUUGAUAAGCCAAAAACCUCAUAUUUCUACAAUCAAAUAUCGAUGAAAUCUUGUAAAUAAUGUAAAAAUUAAAUAAACAACUUUUUGUUUUUUUAAAAAUAAAACUCGUGCUGAAUUCAAGGCGCACGCCAUCUGUUGUCUGAAACGAAUCUCGAACUAACGUUUAUUUGUGACUUCCAGUAUCGAUAUCUCGAAAACGAAGUGAGAUAUCGAAAAAUUUUAUUCUUCAUUUUCGAUUUAUUUUGGCCUAAUUAAGCCUUAUUCGCUAAUCGUUCUCUCCACGAAAUAGUAUUAAAAUAAUUACUAGUGUUGAUCUGCUUAUAUAUAUGAAAUAUAUUUUUUAAGAUAUUUUUCUCAAUAGAGAGGAUCUGAUAUUAAUAUUAUAUUAUUUGGUAUUGUAAAUAUUCAAAUAAAUAAAUGAAUGAAAGUGUUA